AUGCAAAUCGACGGGCAGUCCUACGAUUGCCUUCUGGAUACGGGAGCCACCUAUUCAACUCUUACUAACAGCCAUUUGAACCCCGGGGAAGAAACCAGAACCGUAAUGGGACUGGAUGGGAUUCCUCGAAACUGCCCUCUCUCCAAACCAGCAAAGGUCUCGGUUGGACCUCUAUCCGUCAAACAUACCUUUCUAUUGACAUCUAGUCCUGUAAACCUCCUAGGGAGGGAUCUGCUUUGUAAAUUGAAUGCAACCAUACAAUGUGGCCAAGAAGGAAUUUAUUUGCAUAUGCCAGACGAAUCCAUCUUUAGAUUUCAAGGAGUCUUGCAAGAAGCCCAUAAUACUGUCAUCGAUCUCCCGUCGGAAUUACUUAAUAGUGUUUCCCCUUCCCUAUGGGGGACUGAGUCUACUUCCGUGGGGCUCUUGAAGUCCGCAACGCCAGUAAAAAUCAACUACAAAAGGGACCUACCUUUCCCCUGCACAAAGCAAUACCCCCUUCCUCCGGACGCAAUAGACGGACUGACCCCGAUGAUAGAUGAAUUCCUGAGAAUGGGAGUCUUAGUCCCGUGUGCCUCUCCAUGCAAUACCCCUCUUCUUCCUGUCAAAAAGCCCAAUACAAACCCCGUGAAAUGGCGCCUGGUCCAAGAUCUCAGGCUCGUUAACUCCUUUGUCAUCCCCAGACACGCGGUGGUUGCCAACCCUCACCACCUCCUGAGCACUAUACCGGAAGGAACUGUAGUCUACUCAGUUAUAGAUUUAUGCUCCGCUUUCUUCAGCAUCCCUGUAGACCCAGAAAGCCAAUUCCUUUUCGCUUUCACUUGGCAGACGGGGCAAUUAACGUGGACCCGAUUGCCCCAAGGAUAUGUAGAAUCCCCUGCCAUUUUCUCAUCUAUACUACACCAGGAUCUAUCAGACGUGGAUCUGCCAAGGGGCUCAGCCCUAAGACUUUACGUUGACGACAUCUUACUUUGUGCGAGGGACCAAGAAUCCUGCAAAGAGGACACUAUAGCCCUCCUAAACAUUCUAGCACAAAAGGGACAUAAAGUAUCUCCAAAAAAGAUCCAAUAUUGCAGACAGGAAGUUAAAUAUCUUGGGCACAUCUUAGGAAAAGGCACCCGCGCACUAACCACAGACCGGAUAGAAGCAAUAACUAAAUUGCCCCUACCAAAAACUAAAAGACAGCUCCGUGGCUUCAUCGGAAUGAGUGGAUUCUGCCGAGCCUGGAUCCCGCGCUACGGGGAAUUCACCCGUCCCCUCACAGCUAUGACUCACGACAAGGCCCCUGACCAAUUGCAAUGGUCUGCAGAGGCGCUGGAAGCCUUCGAAUCUAUUAAGAGAGAGUUAAGGACUUCACCCGCCCUCGGACUUCCAGACUAUAGGCUACCCUUUUCUCUAUACGUACACGAAAACAAAGGAGUAGCUUCUGGCGUCCUCACUCAGCCAUUUCAAGGGAAAAAUAGGCCUAUCGCCUAUUACAGCCUUCAGCUGGACACUACCGUACUCGGGAAUGUGGGGUGCCUCAGGGCUGUAGCGGCGGCAGCCCUCCUUCUAGAGAAGGCGCAAGAAACUGUCUUGGGACACGACCUAACCGUUAACGUCCCCCACGCUGUCGCUACCCUUCUUAGCUUGCAAGGGUGCCAACGGUUCACAAUACAACGCUUAAACAGAUAUGAGGCCAUUCUCCUAAGCCCAUCAAACGUAACCAUAAGACGGGUGAACUCGCUUAAUCCUGCAACGCUCCUACCCCUCCCCGAAGACGGCACCCCACAUCAUGACUGCUCUCAAAUAGUCCGCCAUGUAGAAAAACCACGCGAGGACCUUGACUACCUACCUUUAGUGGACCCGGACCUAAUCCUGUAUACUGAUGGGAGUUCUAAAGUUGUGGAAGGGGAGCGUAAAAGCGGAUACGCCAUAGUUUCCGAUGCCGAGACCUUAGAGGCACGACCCGUCCACCCAAAAUACAGUGCACAAGCGGCAGAACUCAUCGCCCUCAUAAGAGCCUGUGAACUAGGGGCGGGACGGAAAGUCACUAUCUAUACGGACUCUAAAUAUUGCUUCGGGUUAGUGCAUGCUACCGGACAAAUCUGGUUACAGAGGGGUUUCUUGACAGCUGCAGGUACCCAGGUAGCACACGCUCCCCUAGUACAGCGCCUCAUGGACUCUAUACACCUUCCAGAAGCCAUUGCCGUAGUGCAUUGUAAAGCACAUACGAAAGGAAGGGACGCAGUCUCAGUAGGGAACCGACGGGCUGACCGCGCGGCUCAAGAGGCAGCCCUUCAGCCCCUCCCCGCAGACAGCGAAUUCCAAGGGCCACAGAUCAUAUCAGAUGUAGAUUUCACAGAGAUGUAUAAAACAGCGACCCCGGAAGAGAUAAAAGGAUGGGAGGAACAAGGGGCUCAAUUAGACAAUGGCGUUUGGUAUUUUCCAGACAAACGACUCAUAAUGCCUAGGCUUUGGGUACCCAAGCAUCUGAGAGUCCUACACCAAUGUACUCAUUGGGGGAGAGACAAACUAAUCGACACAAUUCAACGUUGCUGGUAUGCCCCAGGCCUUGCUCUAGCCGCUAAGACCGCCGUUAAGAACUGUCAUACUUGUCAAAGUUUCAAUCCAAAACACACCGCCAGGUGCCCACCAGGGGCCAGGCCAUGGGCUUUCGUUCCAUUCGAAAGUCUUCAGAUAGAUUUCAUAGAUCUACCACCCUGCCAAGGUUAUAAGCAUGCCCUAGUGAUUAUUGACCAGCUGACCGGGUGGGUGGAAUGCUUCCCAACACGUAAAGCGACCGCACACAUCGUUGCAAAGAUCCUAUUACAAGAGAUUAUACCCCGCUUCGGAAUCCCUCGACACAUAGACAGCGACAGAGGCUCACAUUUCACCUCAGAUGUAAUACAACAAGUAGCCACUACCCUUGGCAUUAAAUGGAAACUACAUACCCCGUACCACCCCCCUUCCUCAGGACAGGUUGAGAGAAUGAACCAACAACUCAAAUCACAACUCGGGAAACUUUGUAAAGACUCUGACAUCAAAUGGGUUAAUGCCCUUCCAUUAGUCCUCCAUAAUCUUAGAGCAUGCCCCCGCGGCAACCUCAAACUGUCUCCCUAUGAAUUACUGUUUGGGCGACCCUCUCCAGUGUAUAAUACCCAAUACCCAACAUCUGAGCUAGAGGUGGGCGAGUCAGAAUUAACAAAAUAUGUAAUACAGCUCCAGAGACAACUAAUUCUUCUCCACAAAUACGCUGCUUCAAGCCAAAACAUCCCUCUCGACGAAAACGUCCACCCUUACCAACCAGGUGACUGGAUACUAGCGAAAACCUAUCAUAAGAUACCCCUACAGCCCACCUGGGAGGGUCCCUACCAAGUACUUUUAACCACUCCAACUUCCGUUAAGGUAGCAGAAAAGACAGCCUGGUUACAUCACACCCGCUGCAAACCCGCAUCAGCACCAGAACCUGUCUCAGACGACUCACCAUAUUACACCCCACGCCGGCCGCCAGACGACGACUCCGAUACAGAGGACGCCCUACAGACCGGACCAGAUCGGGGCACGAAUCGAGCCCUACAGACCGGACCAGAUCGGGGCACGAAUCGAGCCCUACAGACCGGACCAGAUCGGGGCACGAAUCGAGCCCUACAGACCGGACCAGCUCGGGGCACAUAUCGGGCCCAACAGACCGGACCCGACCAACCGUCGUCAUCAACCCAUUGGACCUCCGAGAUCAUCCCAACACCCAGCCGCGACGACCAACCCCCAAUUCGCCUCAAACUCCGUAAAACACCCGCAGUUUGA
This is a messenger RNA of Podarcis muralis (Common wall lizard), 3783 nucleotides long. The record is from RefSeq and is a predicted model, not a curated record. Lineage: Eukaryota; Metazoa; Chordata; Lepidosauria; Squamata; Lacertidae.